Molecule: messenger RNA, 3059 nt
Organism: Danio rerio (zebrafish)
Lineage: Eukaryota; Metazoa; Chordata; Actinopteri; Cypriniformes; Danionidae
Source: RefSeq, a predicted model, not a curated record
CGAUGUGGAGGAGGAGCCUCCAUAUGUGAGGGGGAGUGAGGGAGGAAUGCAAGGGAAACGGAGAAGCCCGAAACAGAUGAGAUGAAGGCUGUUCAGGUGCUGUUCCGUUCCAGCUUUUCUGGAGACCAGAAGCUCCUUGAUCUUAUAAUGACUAUAAUACAGUCAUGGAUCAUCUCAUGAGCCACCUGAUCAAUAUCUGAAGUGGAGAAAUCGAUGCUGACUCUUUCUGAGCAACAACCUUUCGGGACAUACUGUGGGAUUAACCGCUGGGCUGUGGAACUUCAUAUCUUAAAAUGUCUGAUCACGAGGACCUGAAUAAAGCCAUGGGACACUGGAAUGCCUCAGAGAGCUAUCAGCUCAACCCAGCCAGUGUCAUCGUGUCAGUGGUCUUCUCGCUCAUCUUCCUCUUGGGGACCAUCGGGAACAGUCUGGUGCUGGCUGUGCUCCUUAGAAGUGGGCAGGUUGGGUACAACACCACCAAUCUGUUCAUCCUCAACCUCAGCGUAGCCGAUUUCUUCUUCAUCAUCUUCUGCGUGCCUUUCCAAGCAACCAUCUACUCCCUGGAGGGUUGGGUUUUCGGGUCCUUCAUGUGCAAGGUGGUUCACUUCUUCAUCAACCUCACCAUGUAUGCUAGCAGUUUCACACUGGCAGCGGUGUCGGUGGACAGAUAUCUGGCCAUUCGUUACCCGUUGCGCUCCAGAGAAUUGAGAACGCCGUGUAAUGCUGUUGUAGCAAUGGUGGUCAUCUGGGGCCUGUCGCUGGUUUUCGCUGGGCCUUACCUGAGUUACUACGACCUCAUCGAUUUCGAGAACAGCAAUGUGUGCGUGCCUGGAUGGGAAGAGCAUAACCGUAAGGUUCUGGACACAUGCACCUUUGUUUUUGGCUACGUUAUUCCAGUGCUGAUCGUGAGCCUGUCCUACACCCGCACCAUCAAGUACCUCUGGACAGCAGUCGACCCGCUUGAUGGGAUGUCGGAGUCGAAACGAGCAAAGCGCAAGGUCACCAAGAUGAUCAUUAUAGUCACGGUGCUCUUUUGCAUCUGCUGGCUGCCGUACCAUGUAGUGAUUUUGUGCUACCUCUAUGGAGACUUUCCCUUCAAUCAGACCACCUAUGCCUUCAGGCUGCUGUCCCACUGCAUGGCCUACGCCAACUCCUGCCUCAACCCCAUCGUUUACGCCCUGGUGUCCAAACACUUUCGCAAGGGCUUCAAGAAGGUUUUCAGCUGCAUCCUCAGCAAGAAGGGACGGAAUAAGGUGCAUGUGGUCAAUGUGGCCAACACCGUUCCCGGAUUCGAAGCGGGAUCCACUGAAGUGUCUCAAAUGAACGAAGAGAACGCCAGACAGAAUGAAAGUGAAAUGGUCAAUCGCCCACUCGCGCAGCCCCAGGACACCACAAUGACUAUAACGCUGCCAUUUCAGAAUCAGCCAUGAAAAUAAAGUGCACGGCUAAUGAUGCCUUACAGAAGCCUUAUUAAAAGAAAACACUCAAAGUGAGCCGGAGGAUUUCUGCAGCUUUGAUCGACAUCACCAUGGUUCUGCAUUGACUGAAGGAGCACAGCGGAGAGUGUAGUUAUUUAACAUUCAAAUCGCUGCGUGAAUUGAAGUUGUAGAUUCAACUGGGUUUUUCGUACCGAUGCAUCCUCGCGUUCUGAUUGGUUAUUUGGGUUGUUGUGCAACAUAAUGUCUUCUUUCAUGAGCCUUUAUUUAUUUCAGCGACAGCAUUGUUUGUUUGUUUCCUAUUACCCUCUAAGCAUGUUUCAAUUUAAUGCUGUGAUGACUAUUCUCCUGUGAAAAUUUGUUACCAAUUAUUGUGCGUAACACUUUAAUAUCUGAAGAGCCCUGUGUCUUUAUGUGAGCAAAGCUGUGAUUUCCUACUGUGUGUGAAGCUUUGAAGAAGACUCUUUGAUUAUGCUUCUCAGCUUCGCUUAACAAGCUCUUUAAAAAAAUAUGCUUAUGUUAAGUACUAUGUUCUUGCUCUUACCUCUGUUUAAUAACUCGGAUAUUCUCUGCUGUUUUGAAUGUUUAGACAUUCUUUGAUUGUUGUAUUUUAUAUAAAUCACUAUAGAUUAAAUUCAACAUCCCUAAAAUCGGAGAAGCUUAGAAAUCCAACAGUUUACUGUGAAUGGUUCUUGUGCUGCCUUAAAGGACUGUUCUUUAUUCAUUACCACUUCAGCUCAGUUGACAUCUUUGAGGGUAUAAUAUAGAACUUCUCGAAUUUAAAACCAAUUUGUAAAUCAUACAAUGUGAACUAUUUCAAUAGCAGCUUACCGCUGAGCACAAUAUGCAUGUUUAUAGUUCACCCAUAAACGAAAAUGUGCUCAGCAUCAGGUUAUGCAUGAUAAAGUUGACCUUAUUUGUUGUUUUAUUUUAUCUUAUUUCAUUUAUUUAUUUUUUAUCAGAAGAACAUUAAAGUAGAUUAUUAGCUGAUACUGUGGUCAUUAUAUAUAACUCAACAGAUAGAGACACUUUGGCUGGAGUAAAAAAUACAGUAAAAUUCAAAUUAAUUCCAGCAAUUGAUGCUGAUUGCUUAAAACUGAGAGAAGGGAUGUGUGUGGGGUAUAUUAUUUGUCAAAGUGGUACAUGUGCUUAUUCUGGAUCCAGCAAACUAGUCCUGCAGUCUCUGAGGAAAAUGCAAACAACCAUUUGCUGUGGCUGUGUGGAUUUAAGGUAAUUUAGGUCAUUUUUCUAAACAGACUGACCAUUUUUGCUUCAAAUUAAAUUGUAUCAUCUGGAGCCCUGUGAAAAAAAAGAUUACUGGAUAUAUGUUUUUUAUCCAUCUACUUUGGUGUUCUACUUAUAAAAAAUACAAUAUCUACAUCUUAGAUUGCCUGAAAUGGGUAAAUUAACAGCAGCUUUCCAAUUUUGUGUGGUCUAGCCCUUUAUUAAGAUUUUUGGGCAGAAAACAAUGCUGACUAAUCUUUACUGUGUAAAGUCACUGUCAAUUUUACAAUUUGCAUCUAAAACAACAAAGAAUAAAGGUACACACUUCACAUUUAUUACUUUGAAUCCCCACAGCACUUAAAAGUAAAAACAGAUACAGUAUAACAGGCCUGUAGCCAG